This is a messenger RNA of Penicillium expansum, 1551 nucleotides long. RefSeq names its product transferase family protein. The record is from RefSeq and is a predicted model, not a curated record. Gene Ontology annotation, molecular function: acyltransferase activity, transferring groups other than amino-acyl groups. The transcript has a single exon. Lineage: Eukaryota; Fungi; Ascomycota; Eurotiomycetes; Eurotiales; Aspergillaceae. The coding region runs from base 1 to 1551 and encodes 516 amino acids.
AUGACCACCAUCGAAUCCACAAGGCUGCGACCAGCCAACCAGCCAACACCGACAUCAACGCCCCUAUCUAUCCUCGACGCAACAGUCGUGCGCUUUGCUCCAACAGGAGCAAUUUGGAUUUUCAACCAACCUGCAGACUUAAUUAAAAAGACCUUGAUCGACCAUCUGCGAUCUUCCUUCAUUGAAACCCUAUCAAAAUUCCCUCAAUGGGCAGGCCAACUCCAAUGGGCACCCGUCAACCCCAAAGGAAACCACACAGAACGAUUUAAUCGUCCAUUGGUUGUAUACGGAACUGAUACCGACCCUGGUGUUGAAUGGACAGUAAUCGAACAUCCCUUGCGAGCAGAUGAAAUUGUCCCCACAGCGGAGGAACGGGCCUCAUCGACCACCGGCUCUCAACCUGGAGCAUGGGUAGGCGAUGACUUUAACGAAAGCCUGUUCCUAUCAUCCAACCCACUGGCACUAGCCAAUCUGCGCGACCAUGCUGGUCUGCCAGGAAUGCAAGUUCAAAUCAGUCUUCUUCAAGGAGGCUACGUAAUCGGAAUCAAGAUGGCGCACUGUCUAGCAGAUGCACAGACCUUAAUGGUGUUCGUGCAUCUAUGGGCGUAUAACAGCAAAGCCCAAUUCGGAACCCAGCCCGAAUCCCCACUAAUGGGUGACCCCGUAUUCGCUCCCGCGUUGUUGGACAGCUGCGCCGCGGGCGAUAUCGAUAGCCCCGAGCCAGACCAAACCAUAGUGGACACCGCGCGGAAAUUGCCCUUGCAUCGGUAUAGCUGGUGGAAUUCCGCCGAUGAGGGUGGCCCGGGAUUCUUAAUACCGACGACUGAGAACUCCAAGCCGCCGCCCGCAGAAAUCGAUUAUAAACGCGUCUCGCCUUCAGAACCAGCACCUUGGGCUUCAUGGGAUUUCUCGAAAAAAGUUAGAUACACACAGUUGCACUUCACAGGAGAAGAGCUGAGCAAAUUCCAAGCUGUAGCCCGUAAGACAGGGAGUCGAAGUGAUAUCUCUAGACUGGACGCUCUACUCGCGCACCUGUGGGUAACCAUUACGAGAUCACGCGGACAGGCAGGCUCUGCAAGACCCAUAUAUAUGAAUUUGAGCCUCGGCGUCCGACCGCGUGUUUCCCCCGCUCUUCCUGAUACGUUUAUCGGAUCGCUCCUCUUCCUGACUCAUGUUGGUGGGACCGGUUCCUCGGUAUGUCGGGAAAUAUUAGGCGAGACGGCUAGUCGGAUCCGAGCGACGAUGAAGGGGUUCACGGCUGAUGCUGUGGGUGCGAUGUUGCAUGAUGCUGCGCAUGAGGUGUCGCCCCAGCGACUGUGGCAGGGCUUUUUGGGGUCUGAGCAUACGAUUGUCACCUCGUGGUUGCGGCUGCAGUUGUAUGAGGUUGACUUUAUGGGCGGAAAUAAGCCACGCUAUGUGCACGCUGUUAUGCCUAAAAUGGAUGGGUGUGUUCAGGUGAUGGAUAGUGCGGUUGGGGAUGGGGGGAUGGAUGUUGCACUUUAUCUUGAUGAGGUGGCUACGGGGCGGUUGCUUGAUGGUGACUGCUCUUGA